ACUUCCUGUCAGUCGCACGUCAGCUGCAAUAUGUUUCGUUUUCGGUGAUAAAAUAUAAUUAUUUAUUAAAAAAUAAAAAUUUAUGAGUUGAAAGCUUAAGGUAAUGUUAUUAUAAAAUGUCUGAAGAAGAGGUUGUGGAUAUAGAACUAGAGCUGGACGAUCUCUUGACGAAAGUCCAGCCCAAUUUGCAAGAUGUAAUCAAAAGGAGUUUUACGAAUGUGGCGCUGCAGCAGACGAAGAAUGGUGAACAAAUCAAGCCUGACACACUGGGUGAUACUUCAUAUUUUGCCAAAAAUACACAAGUCAACCUCUCCCGCUUAGAACUGGUGAAGCCUCCUACAUUCCACAUGCAGUCUGUAUCUCUAGAUCUAAAGUCUAUGAGCCUCACACUACGCUGUUCACUAGGGGAGGUCAAUGUGAAGGGGCUUUACAGUGCAUUUAAUGAGAACCUCUACAACCUUAUACCGGUGAUGGCCGAAGGACAUGUUCUAAUAUCAUUAUCAAACAUGAUCGCAGAUGUGAGAGUGGGGUUAGUGUUGGAAGACGAUGCCUUCUCAUUCAUCAACCCUGACAUUGAUUUUACACAUGAUGAAGUGCUUGUUAAGUUAUCCUGGCCAUCGCCCCAGAGGACUGGUGGAUACGAAUUUGCGACAACAGAGCAGCUAGCAAAACAUAUUGAUGACCUGCCUCUCACGGCAGCGGUCUCCCUGCCUCUGUACGCGCUGCUCCGGGAGAAACUUCAGCGACACCUAGCGCUGGUGCUGCGUCAGGCCACCAGCGUCUCCGAGGUCAUGUGCUGCAACCCCUCGCUCAUGGAAGCUUAUAGUGGUAUGAUCGCGUGCCUGUCGCAGAACGGCAACAAGGUGAUCGACAUGAUACUGAUCAACCUGCGCCGAACGUUACUGCAGAGUUGUCGAGAGGUGCUGCAGCUACCGCCUAUACAUGCCACCUUCAUGCAUAAGAUAGGAUCACUGUCGUUUAUCGGCAAGUUCGAGACGGACACCGGGUGGGUGAAGAACUUGGCCACUAUCAACCGCAUCAGUGACGUCAGCGUGACCCGCCCCGACCCCAUGAAGACCUCCUUCCAUGUCACCUUGAGGAUUAAGGAUUUGCAAAUCGGUUACGACGAGUACCGUAUCCGCGCGAUGGGCGUGUCGUGCACGGGCCGCGCGACGGCCGCGCUGCAGCGCCACUCGCUGCACCUCGCGCUCACGCUCGGCCUCGCGCGCUGGGAGCCCUACGCGCAGCUCGACCAUCUCACUAUACAGAACUUGGACUGUGCGGACCUACACGUAACAGGACUCGGGCCACUAAACGGUGCUUCGAACUUAGUAUGUGCGUGGCUGCGCGGCGCCGCCACCGCGCUCGCCGCUCCCGCCGUCUCCGCUCAAGUGCAACACGAGUUACAUACUGCGUUACACGAACUACCACUGUGGGACUUGCUACACGCUAAACAAUGAUACGCGUACACGCUACUACGCAUACACACUGCAACGCGUAUACACUGCUACGCGUACACGCUACUACGCGUACACACUACAACGCGUAACGUGCUACGCGGCAAAGUUAUUCCUGUGUUACAACAACGUUUUGCACUCGUGUUUUGUGUGCUCGCUACGGAAGACAGCGUUAUUUGUUGCGCGUAAUGUUACCGUAGUCAUGUACCAUAAUGUGUUUCAAUUGUUGGUUGUAGCUGAUAUUCAAGAAUUUACGUAUAAUCCUGAUAUUUGAACUGCCAGCGAUUUUGUGACUGUAUUUAUAUUAUUUUAUAAUUGUUAAACAUGUAACAUUUGUUUUUGAAGCACUUAUUAGAUAAACAGUGAAAUCUCGAAACUAAUAUGUAUAUUUUUCUCCACUGUUUUCUUAUAUUCUUUUUUUGUUACGUUUACAUUAUUUUUUUCUUAAAGAUUUUAUAUACAAACCAUUGAGUGAGAAACAUUAGCGUACAAUUACGUACCGCAAGUUUUUACUACGUAUAAGUACGCAUGUGUUGCGUACAACACUAAAGUUUUAUGAUUCCUACGAGUACAACAGGCGUAAGCACCAUUAUAGUUGGCCGAUUACUUGCUAGGAAAGACCUAAUUCCUUGUAUUUUUUAAUGUAUUCUUGACUUUUAUUUUAUUUGCAAUAAAGCAUAUUCUAUUUUUAUCUUUUAGUAUCCAUCUUCUUGACAAAUAAAAAAAUAACUAUAUCGUGUGAGGUUGUUCAUAAGUAUAUUCAUAGACUACAAUUUGAAACUGUCCGUAGUUUUUACCUAAAUAGCUAGAGCUGGGAAGCAUACUAUUUUCCUUUAUUUAACCAUGUUAUAAAUAUGUAAAAACAAUGUAUACUGACUGCGUUUAAAUGUUAAAUAUCCAUCAUUUUUGAGAGUUGUAUUUUGUGUAAAAUAAAUUAAUAUUAUUUACUAGAUAAGCAAAUAUCAUUGUGUGUAUAUGAGUUUUAUAAAUAGCAAUAAUAAAUUAUUCUUGUAAUAAUCACUACAUAUGUCGUAAGUACACGUAUUUUUUACAAUGGUACACUCUUUAAAGUACAUUAAGACGGAAAGCAAUAAAUUAACGAUAUUAAAAAUA
Molecule: messenger RNA, 2570 nt
Organism: Helicoverpa zea (corn earworm)
Lineage: Eukaryota; Metazoa; Arthropoda; Insecta; Lepidoptera; Noctuidae
Exons: 10
Coding region: 117-1460 (447 amino acids)
Source: RefSeq, a predicted model, not a curated record